Amborella trichopoda is the source of this 2587-nucleotide messenger RNA. RefSeq lists its product as uncharacterized. The record is from RefSeq and is a predicted model, not a curated record. NCBI's taxonomy places the organism in Eukaryota, Viridiplantae, Streptophyta, Magnoliopsida, Amborellales, Amborellaceae.
ACUUUCUCUAUCAGCCAGAUCCAGUGCUCUCUCUCUCUAAUGGCUGCCGCGAUUUACAGGCACUGAUGAGAGAGACGAGCCGGAAACUUGUUCCGGCCAAAAUUUCCGGCCAAAAAGCGAACCCAUCACAAGCCUUAGAUCUUCAAGAGACCAAGAGAACCCAUGGCCGGAAAAAGCUAAAGGGCGCCUUUACAGGCCAAAGGUUACGGCUAAGAAGUGAUUUUCCGGUGGCCGGAAAACGAACUAGUCCGGCGACCCCAUUGCUGAGAUGGAAACUGGAAGAUGGGCUUGGCCACAGUGGGGCUUUGCCGGAUUCUGGAGAGGCUAAUGGAGAAAAGCUGCAGAGCAACAAUGGGGGGGGAAGCAAACUGGGAAGUGGGGUUUCGGCUAGGCAGCUUGCUGCUGGGUUAUGGAGGCUUAAAUCACCGGAAAAUGAGGCUUCUUGCAAGUUUUUCCGGCAAAUGGCCUCCCCACGCUUUGAUUGUAGCCAUUCUCAGAGGCGAAGUGUUCAGCCUUUGAUGGCUAGCGGGGCGGGCUCGUGUCUGUCGAAGCAUGAUGCUUCAAAGUGUGCCAUUGAUUUGAAGGAUGAUUUGCAGAGCCAUCUUUCAUUCCCCCUUCUCUCUAAUGGUGUUUGCUAUAAGCUCGAACCAGCUAUCACAUACUCCAACUCUGCCAUGGAGAGGGCAACAAAAUGGGACCAUGAAUGCCCCAAAACUUCAGAUGAAGUGUAUAGAUUCUACACAAAUCUGAACUUUAUGGAAGAUCAUAGGGAUACUCCCAUUUCGGCCUUAUCCACUUUGCAAUUGGAGCUAGAACAUGCUCGUACUCGCAUACACGAGCUAGAGACUGAAUGCCAAUCCUCAAAGAAGAAAUUUGAUCAUUUCCUCAAGAAACUCACAGAGGAGAGGGCCUCAUGGCGUCGAAGAGAGCACGAGAAGAUAAGGGCGGUUAUAGAUUCUGCUAAGGAUGAGUUUAGCCGAGAGAAAAAACAAAGGCAACGGAUGGAAAUUGUGAACACCAAGCUCUUGACUGAGCUCUCAGAGGUGAAGUUAUCGGCAAAAAAGUUUAUGCAAGACUAUGAGAAGGAGAGAAAGGCUCGUGAACUAAUGGAAGAGGUUUGUGAUGAAUUGGCAAAAGAGAUUGGCGAAGACAAAGCUGAAGUAGAGGCUCUUAAGAGGGAGUCUAUGAAGAUUAGGGAAGAAGUGGAGGAAGAAAGGAAGAUGUUACAGAUGGCUGAGGUUUGGCGUGAGGAGAGGGUCCAAAUGAAGUUGGUUGACGCCAAGUUGGUCUUAGAGGAAAAAUACUCCCAACUGAACAAACUCCAGUCAGAUUUAGAGGCAUUUCUGAGCUUCAAGAGCACUGGUAGUUUAGCUGUGGUACGAGAAGCCGAGCUCCUCAAAGAUGCUGCUAGCUCUGUGAACAUUCAAGACAUAAAGGAAUUCUCUUAUCAACCCCCCACUUCUGAUGAUCUAAUCUCCGCUUUGGAAGACCUCCACUCUGGUUCUGGUAAUGAGAAAGACAUUGAGGCAUGCUUAGGGUUUGAACCCACUAUGGGUAUUUAUAGUCCUGCAAGCCGAACAUCGAAAGUUCAUACUGUGAGCCCUGAAAACAAUGCCAAAAAUCAAAGGGAGGAAGAUGAAAAUAGCGGGUGGGAAUCAGUUAGUCAUGUAGAUGAGGAGCAAGGAUCAAGUAACUCAUUGGAGGGGAGUGACCCAUCUGUUAAUGGUUGCCAUGAAGAGACCAGUGUGUCAGGUAGUGGAACUGAGUGGGAAGAGAAUGGAGAUAUGGAUAUGGCAGUUACUUAUUCUUUGACAAGAGGACAAUCUAGAAAGAAGCCAUCUUUUACGAGGCUAUGGAGAUCAUGUCCUAAUAAUGGAGAAAUUUGUAAAACUGUGUCUGUCGAGGUUUCGAACGGGAGAUUGUCUACCAAUAACAAAAUUGAUUCUCCCGAUAGGGUUUCGGGGGAUGGGUGCUUGAGCCCUCCGAGCUUGGGGAAUUGGAGCUCACCUGAUGCAGGAAACCCCCAUAUAGCGAGGGGGAUGAAGGGUUGCAUUGAGUGGCCUCGUGCCAUACAAAAGAACAGCUUGAAAGCAAAGCUUUUAGAGGCGAGGACAGAGAGCCAGAAGAUUCAGCUGCGCCAUGCCCUCAAACAGAAGAUCUGACACCAUCUUUUGACUUGUGUCAAGAGCCCAACUUUUGAAUUGUAUCGACUUGGAAAAUGUUUGAUAAGAGAGGCCAUUUCAAGGGAAAUUUUGGGUUAUUUGGGCAGUCUGGUCACAAAAUCUAUGAAUCCUUGGGAAAAGGUUAUUGUAUUCUCAGAAAAGGUCUUAAAAUUUGUUGAAGCUGAAAUGGUUUUCUGCCAUUUUGACUUACUAUGUUCCUGUUACUUUCAUUCUUAAGUGAUGGGCAUUAAUAGGCCUCUUCCAGUCUCUUGUUAUCCUUUCACGAAUUUUGUAGAAAUGAGUUUACCUUGAGGUGGUGAGGACUAUAUCUCUGAUUACUGCUUCUCCUCAGGUACCAUGUUCUGCUUUUUAUUGUAUUAUGAUGAAUUAAAUUUCAGCUAUCAUAAAAAUCCUUCCAUUGUUUA